GAUACACAGCAACAUGAUAACAGCUGGAUUCCGUUCACUCAGCUAGCUGCUCAGCUUCACCAUCUCUCUCUAGAGCUCCGAUUUCUGAUUUCCAAACCCUAGGGGGGACGAUUCAUCUAACAAAAAAGCUUAACUUUGAUUGCUAAAGCUUCUACUUCAAUCACUCAAGCAUCGCCUUUCGUUUACUACAGUAAAGUUCUUCCUUCUGGAUUUUGAUUAGCUAAUGUGGAGGUUUCUUUCAUGAACCUCUAUGCUGUCCAAGGGAUAGAAAACUAUGGAAUGUGUGAAGAAUGUUACACGUCUAAAAGGUUCUCUUUGCUGUCAAUUGUUAAUUUUCACAAUCUGGUUAUCAAAACUUCAAGAUGCAUUUACGAUGGAAAUAAGAACUGAACUAAAUCACACGCCAACGCAAUCUUCUUUGGCUAGCCCUCCCGGAGAUGGACUUUUUCAACCAAUAGAAAUAUCGCCUGCUAUUAUUCCAAGUUAUCCUUUCCCUUCUCCCGACGAAUCUUUACCUCCCAUGUAUCCGACCUUUCCAACCACUUACGAACCAGUCCUGACUGGAAAAUGUCCCGUAAAUUUCUCUGCCCUUUCAACUAUCUUGGACAAGACAGCAUCAGACUGUUCUCAACCUUUGGCUGCUUAUAUGGGAAAUGUUAUCUGUUGUCCUCAAUUCAGCAGUUUUCUUCACAUAUUCCAAGGGUUCUAUACAACUGGUUCUGAUAAAUUAGUUUUGCAAAAUGGAACUGCUUACGAUUGUUUCUCAGACAUAGUUAGUAUACUAGCCAGCAGAAGGGCAAAUAACACUAUAGCCUCCAUUUGUUCUGCUAAACCGUCUAAUCUUACUGGCGGGUCAUGCCCAGUGAAGGACAUAACCGUCUUUGAGAAAACGGUGAAUACAAGCAAAUUGUUGGAGAGCUGCAGCAGCAUUGACCACCUGAAAGAGUGUUGCAGGCCUAUCUGUCACCAGGCAGUUACAGAGGCUGCACUUCAAAUUUCAUCAGGACAGGGGCCUAACCCUAGUCGGCUAGAUGCUAUUAAUGAUUGUAAACAGGUUGUUUAUUCUUGGCUCUCAAGGAAACUCCCUUUGGAUGUCGCCAAUACUGCAUUUCGAAUAUUAUCAGCCUGUAAAGUCAACAAAGUUUGUCCUUUGGAGCUUAAGCAGCCGGUAGAUGUAACGAAAGCAUGCAGUAAUAUUGGUCCUGGUCCUUCAUGUUGUAGUGCAUUAAACAGUUAUAUAUCGGAGAUUCAGAAGCAAAUGCUGAUAACAAACAGACAAGCCAUAGGAUGUGCUACUCUGUUUGGCUCGAUGCUUCAGAAGGGUGGUGUCACGAAGAAUAUCUAUGAACUUUGUGAUGUCGAUCUCAAAGAUUUUAGUCUCCAAGCAUAUGGUCAACAAGGGUGUUUGCUUAGAAGCCUGCCUACAGAUGUUGUGUUUGACAAUAUGACGGGCUUCAGUUUCACUUGCGACUUAACUGACAACAUCGCUGCUCCAUGGCCUUCAUCCUCUUCUAUAACAUCCCUAUCUCUGUGCGCUCCAGAAAUGUCAUUGCCAGCACUACCAACAUCUGAGAUAUUGGGAAACCAUGGAUAUCGAAGCAGCAAAUGUGAAUUUAUGGCACCCAUUUUUUCAAUCAUUUUAUUAUGUACAUUUUUCGUGUGUUGAGGACGCGGGAUUCAUUGUAUUGUAAUGUAAUAUUAUUGUAUAGAUAGUUUAGAUUUAAGCUGAGUUUAGUCUUCUUGU
This is a messenger RNA of Impatiens glandulifera, 1744 nucleotides long. RefSeq lists its product as uncharacterized. Lineage: Eukaryota; Viridiplantae; Streptophyta; Magnoliopsida; Ericales; Balsaminaceae. The transcript has 8 exons. The record is from RefSeq and is a predicted model, not a curated record. The coding region runs from base 275 to 1666 and encodes 463 amino acids. Gene Ontology annotation, cellular component: plasma membrane.